Ectocarpus siliculosus is the source of this 6870-nucleotide messenger RNA. The record is from the annotation of a GenBank genome assembly. Lineage: Eukaryota; Phaeophyceae; Ectocarpales; Ectocarpaceae.
AUGAAGUCAAUUCCUAGCUUCCUCCAAAGAGCGGACCUCAGGGCAAGCCAUUGGGGGGCGGCUGGUGAGAACGUUGCGCAGACCAACGACAAAUCUAGCGGCAGGAAGAACAGCCGCUGGAGCAUGCUGUACUCGGCCCGCUCCGUCAAGACGGGCAACUAUGACGAUCUGUCCGAGGACGAGUUGGUGGAACACAACGGAGAGCGAGCAAGAAAGAAUUGGCGCGUGCUACGGGCGGUAUUCAUGGCCCUUGGUAUAUUCCGAGUGGGCGGGCUCAACCGUCUCCGCGCCAAACAGCUGAGCGCGGCAGAGGUGAAGCGAGGCCUGCGGAGGAACGUGACCGGGGGAGGACAGAACAUCAUCCCCACGAUGUCUUUCUACGCUCCCAAGGUCACCGGAGACACCGCAGAUUCGGCGGCGCAGUACGAGGCGCUGUGCAGCCAGUGGGCACGCUUCUCCCCGGCCAUUGUGCACCGCAUGCUUCGGCAGAAGUUACUCAACCAUGGUUCCAACGAACAGGAGUUCACGUGCGAGAGGUUCUCGACGACUCUGCUGUUCGCGGACAUCUCGGGCUUCACGCGGCUGAGCGCGCGGCUGAAUGCGGAGCAGCUCAAGACGCACACGAACCAGUACUUUACCAUGCUGAUCGAUGUCGUGGCGCGGUAUGGCGGCGACAUCAUCAAGUUCUGCGGAGACGCCGUGAUGAUCGUCUGGCCCUCGGAACACACCGCUCCAAGAGGGGUGCUUCAGGCGAACGCGAUGCAAGGGGCCGCGUGUGCCCUGACGAUGCUCAGCGAGUGCGGGGAGUACGACGUGGGCAAGGGGGAGGAGGCCGUGGCACUCCGUCUGCACUGCGGGAUGGGGAGUGGCCAGAUGUACGGCUACCUUGUGGGCGCAGACGACAGGUGGGAAUACUUGGUGGCAGGGGACCCCCUCCGACAGAUUGGCGAGGCUGAGCCUGAGGCAACGCAGGGCGAGGUCAUCCUGUCCCCGGAGGCGUGGGAGCUGGCGUCCACCGACUUUGUGGCGACGAAGACGCCUCAGGGGAAUUGGCUGCUGAGGGACCUGAGAGACGUGUCAAGGCCUUCUUCCCCUACCAGGGAGGCGGCCGGAGAAAGAAACCGGCGACACCGCGCGUCGGCUGCCGAAAGCCCCCACCUUCCCUCGAGCAACCCGACCCCUGACGGAGGAGGAGCCGCAGCGGGAGCCGGAGGCGGUGGUGGUGACGCCGCCGGCGGUGAUGGCCUGGCCGGGGUGGGCGCGGGAAGGGCUUCAAAACGGUUUCGAGGAGGAUCCCCGGCUCAAGGAAACGCUGGUAGCGGCGGCGGUGAGAAGACCAACAACGGUGGCCCUGCCUUUCCUAGGCCGGGCGAGGCCGUCGCCGGUGACCUCAUUGCCGGAGGGGGCGGUGUGGGCGGCGGGAUAUCGGCGAGGGGGGGGGGUGGUACCCCUGUCGGCGGCAGUAGUGGGAGACCGCGUCACACCGGGAAGAGAAACAGGAAAGAGAGCAACAGCCUUGCGGUCUUUCGGAGGGAUAGGGCAUCAACGAUCACCGAAGAGGACGAGUCAACCAUGUGUGCUGCCCACCCCACCAACCAAUGCACCAAGAAGGCAUCCAUUGCCAGCCCCUCUUGCGGCACUCCCGCAACUCCGAAAACGGUCACCAUGAACGUCAACCAAUCCUCCGCGGUUUCCGAGGAGCACCGCUUGCAGGCCAGCGACUACCUGGCUCCCUACAUCGAGGCGCAGUACGAUGGGGGAGUGGAGAAAUCCAUGAAGGGGCUGAGCACCGCCCUCAGGGGCUUCACCCAGGAGAGCGCGAGGCACGCCAUCCAGAGCAACACCGUCAAGUACCUCGCCGAGAUCCGUUUCGUCACGACAAUCUUCAUCAACAUCUACGGGCUGGAGGAACAGCUCAAGCGCGGCGGGGGCUUCCUCCUGCAGCAGACGAUGGACCUCGGCGUGAGCAGUCUGCUCAAGUUCGGGGGCGUCCUCCGGCAGUUCGUGGUGGACGACAAGGGCUGCGUCAUGAUCGGGGCGUUCGGCCUGCCUCAGUACAGCUACGAAGACAACGAGGUUCGGGCAAUCUCUGCCUCGAAGGAAAUCAUCUUGGCGUUCGAAGGCCUACAGCUAGGGGCCAGCAUCGGCAUUACCACGGGGCAGGUGUACUGCGGGUUCGUGGGGGCGUCGAAGCGUUGCGAGUACGCCAUGAUGGGCUGCAGCGUCAACCUGAGCGCGAGGCUCAUGGCCUCCGCGCCGAAGAACACGAUCCAGGUGGAUUUCGAGGUCUGGAAACGCGCGCACAAUUUCUUCGACUUCGAGACGUUGACCCCGAUCAAGGCCAAGGGCUACGUCGACCCGGUCCCGGUGUUCCGGCCCCUCGAACAGGCUCUCAAAGACGACAACAGCAAGAGGGUGAGCGAUGCCGGUGGUACAGACAGCGACCUGAUGAUUGGAGUAACUGCGGAGCUGGAGGUACUGGAAAACUCCGUGCGGCGGUUGCAGAACGCGGGGAUAACAAGGCCCGUCAUUCUUCUUGGACAGGUAUCUUCGCCUGGAACGGGCGGGGCGUGUGCGCGAGUCAGUUUCACAACCAACGACGACCAGCAGCAUCUCAACGAGUCACCAGCGUCUGUUGUGAACGCCGACGGUGCUACUUGUGAAGCAACUGCUGGUGCAAUGGGUACUGCUGGUGCAGCCACUACUCAAGGGCCACCUUCAGCGUGGGCGGAGAAAAAACAAGACCAGGCUUCCGUGACAUCGGGCGCGAAAGCUCGCCAGCUUAGCCCUCCGCACUGUGGCGGAAAGGAAGGAGCUUCAGCGAAAGUUGCACUCAUGCCCCGAAGAACUACGUUGGGACCGACGAUCUCGUGUGGCGACGGCAACAAGGACGAUAACGUUGCGGUAGUAUCCAAGGGAUCGGGACAUUCCGCGGGAUCAGUGGCAAGGUCCCCCUCGGGGUCGGCAACGAGGAAAGAAACGGCAAAGCCUAAGAGCCUCUUGAAGCAAAGGACGGAGUCGUCCAUACAUCAGCAACCCGGCGGGAGGGGAAGAGGGGCCCCGCUGUUGGUUACUCGGCACAAAGAUCGCUGGCAGGAGAUGAUGACGGUGUCCUCCGAGAUCACCGACAGAAAGUUCAGCGAAGGGAAAUCGCCACGGACGACAAGGUUCUCCGCGAAUGAGAGCGGCCGGGAGGAGGCGGCCGAAAGGAGACCUCGGUACGACAAGAUCAAGAUGAGAAGCCCUGUCGCGAACGCCGGCAAGGGGAACGACUCGGAAGGCCAAGCUGCGACGGUGAAGUCCCCGGCACGAGCCUUCAAGCUCAAGAUGAUGGCCGGGGGAAGUUUUGGCGCUGUUGCCGUUGCUCAGAAAGUCGUCGCUGGGUUUCGGGGGGAUCCAGACUGGGCAUCUGGGGCAUCGAGGAUCGCAAAGAGAAGGUCAGCCUCACAGCGCACCGGUUCCGACGACGACACCAGCGGGCCAAGGACAAGCUCGAAAAGGAAGGUUAACUCGAAGGGGGGGGCGGCCUCCCUAAUCAGUGAAAAAUCAAGGAGGGAUCAGGCUUCUAGAAGAUCGGUCGGAAGGAGAAAUUCUGCAUUCGUACAGGAGCAGACCGUGAGAAGAGGCGAUGACGAGAUAGACACGAAAUCGAAGUCAAGCACGCAUAGUGCCGCCGUCUUGCCGCAGAUGCUCACCGCGGAAAAUCUCAAGGGGAUCGCUUCCGUGGAGAUGGAGAUGGAGGGGAUGGAAUCGAAGGGGGACCCAGUCAAGGCAGAAGGCGAGGCCGCGAAGAUCGUAGAGUGGAUGCGACUGUCCUGCCCGGACAUGGUGCCGAUUGCCCCGCUGCUCAAGGAGCUCAUGUUCACCGGAUUUUCAGAAACUAGGAUGACGGCCGCGUUUCCUCCAGACGUUCGUCACCGCAAUCUCGAGCGGCUGGUUGUGGAGGUGGUUCGUACGGUCAUCGACAACGAGGGGAAGCGCCUGCUGCUCAUCAUCGAGGACGCACAGUGGAUGAACCAACUCAGCAUGAAGCUCCUCCUCAAGGUGGCGAGAGCGGGACUGAGGCUGAUGAUCAUCAUCUCUGCCCGACCCUUCGAGGAGUACUUCGAGACGGUUCCACACGAUUUCACCACAUUUCGGGAGAUCGGAACGACGAUAGAGAUGUCCCCGCUGUCACCCUCGGAUUGCCUCGUGCUGGCGCGCCACGUCAUCGGGGAGGCCGUGAUCGAUGCCCACCCGGAGGCCGACCUGUUGCCCGAGGGGUCGGACAUAGUCCUCCACGAGAAAAGCGGGGGAGGGAACCCCCUGUUCGUGCGCAACAUAGCCAUCACGUUGCGGGACAAUUUGGUGACGAGUGGUGCAGUCACCCCGCUGGUGGACCUCCCCGUUGGCUUUUUUCAUGCGCUAAUCGUGAGCCGCUUCGAUGCGCUCGAGCCGCCGGAGCAGACUGUUCUAAAGGCCGGCACAGUCAUCGGGGCGACGUUCAGCAAGGACCUGCUGCUGCACAUGCUGCCGAACAACAGCCGGUACAGGACCGAGAACCUGCACGAAGCCCUCCUUAAGCUGAUCGAGGCCAACUUCAUCUCGAGGUCGGUGGUUGGACGGACGGAGCACUUCAGCUUCGUGCACACCUCGGUCCAAGAGACGGUGUACACAAUGAUGCUCACGGACCAGAAGGAGAGCCUCCACGAGGUGUGUGCGCAGUGGCACGAGAAGCACAACAAGGGGAACGCCAACUACCAGAGCGUCAUCAUGCACCACUGGAUGAGAUCCAGCAACACCCCCAAGAAGGUUAUUCAACACAUGCUGGCGCUGCUGGCCAUUGCGUUUGGGAAGGACAUGGCGACGGCCACAGUCAUCUCCCUCGAGCCGUUUCUGGAGGCCACCCAACCGUCUCUCAACAAGCAAGACACAGCAGCCUCGAAAUUACCGCCGCCACCUCCGCGGCCAGCGGCCACCGCUGGGUCCGUUCCGAAAAGUGACCCUGCCGGCAGCGAUCGAGACACCGUCGAGCAGCGUCAAAAAACAGACGUGACGAUUCACAGGAAAAGUAGCGGUCAAGAUGACGCAGCAGGCAUGGCAGCAGGGAGGACAGGGGAAGCAACCGGCGAGGGGCACGCGUCGGGCCUCUGCGGUUGGUUCACUGAUGGUUUGGGAGCAACCGGGCUAUCGCGUCGACGUCGGCGCUUCUCGUCCAUGGUGGUGCCGGUUGCGGCUCCUCUGACGGGAAAGGAGGCAGAGGCUGCCGAGCGACUACACGCGGCUAGGACAGCGGCUAGGCUGGGGUGUUCGGUGGGCAACCUCACCAAGCGCCAGCGAGAAAUGCUAGUAGCCAAGGAUCAAGAGUGGUUGUGGGCGGCCGACUUCUUGCCGUGGCUAGAGUUUUCGGAUCCUCUUUUCUCUCCGACCUUGGUGGCGAGAUGGAUCGGUGCGAUAGGAAUGGCGCACCUGCACCUUGGACGGCUACUGCCCGCCCACAACCACAUGCAGGAGGCACUGGUCUAUCUUGGCUUCCCGGCCGUGCCAUCCCAAGCACUUCCUUUCGACAGGGCCGCCUGCCUCGCCAAGGAGUUCUUCUUGAUGCAGGGACCUGCUAGAGACAGCGACGACACGCUGUUCGCGGCCAAGCUGUACGGCGCCAUCGCCGACAUUAGCAUCAAGACGGGAAUGGGCGGAAACCUUUCCUUCAUCAACCGCCUCGUCAAAGUGAGUACACGCAAGGUGGACUUUGUGGACAAGACGCAAGAAGGCAUACGGCUCCUUCUCAACCUCGCUCACGAGGAGCUGGCAAAAGGACACCACGACAAGACCGAGUCCCUGCUGGAUCGCGCCCUUGCUCUGUCCAUCGACAUUGGCGACCCAAUCACGAGGGGCAUCGCUCUUAUUGCUUCGGGCACGUACAACGCUGGGGAGGGACUAGUCACGGAGGCGGAGGAGCACUUCGCUGAAGCUUUCGAAAUGUUUGCGCCGGCCGGUGACUACUCUCGAUGUGGGGAGGUCGUGGUGGGAUCGGCUUACGCAAAGCUGUGCUCCGGAGACACGCCGGAGGCCUUGUCCAUGUUCAAUGAGGUCCGAGAUACGGCCAUCUCCCACAACGACGACUAUCUUUCCCAGGCCUCGCUGCACGGAGCGGCCUUGGUGCACGCCAUCACGGGAAACAUGGCGGAGGCUUCCGCCGGCCUGGCGAAGAUGAGGUCUAUUGUAGAGGAGGACUGGGCCCGUCGAAGGGGCAGGAGGGGCAGGACGGCCGCCGCCACGGAGGGCACGAGCCACGCCUCCCUGGUGGUCAUGGAAACCCUCGGCGCCUAUCUGGCGGCAUCGCGGGGCGACGGAAAAGCAGCGCUGAAGGGCGUGUGCCGAGCAUCUCUCCGCCUGUCCCGGGCAGGUGCUCUGCGCUUCAGCUCCGGCCUGUUCUUGCACUUAGCCACGGACGCAUGUUUCACGAUCUUGGAGCAGGACAUGCUUCCUCCCGGGCCUGACAGCUAUCGAAGAGUUAUCGCAGCGGCAAGGCUUCUCAUUCGCACCCUCGGACGAUUUGCUCAGAUGUUCGACUUGAUGUCUCCGCUCCACCAGCUCGGCCGCGCUCGCUGGAGCAUGCUACAUGGCAUGGACAAGGUCGCCGAGAAAGCGCUAGUUUUAGGUCUUGAAAUCAGCGAAGAGGAUGUCCACUUCCCUUUCGCGGAGGGGCUUCUCCUGCUGCACUCGACGCGCAUCGAGUCCCUGCCAAUGGACGAGCGGAGGGCGAGGGCAAGGAGAGGGAGGCGAACCCUCCACAGAAUAGGGGCUUGCUUGAUCCCACCAGCGGAUCGAACCCGAAAGAAGGGAGAGGCGAAGGCGGAAGAGGAACCCUCCAAAGAAUCGGCGACUUGA